This is a messenger RNA of Paecilomyces variotii, 2285 nucleotides long. Its product is annotated as WD40-repeat-containing domain protein. The transcript is spliced from 4 exons. Gene Ontology annotation, cellular component: mRNA cleavage and polyadenylation specificity factor complex. The record is from RefSeq and is a predicted model, not a curated record. NCBI's taxonomy places the organism in Eukaryota, Fungi, Ascomycota, Eurotiomycetes, Eurotiales, Thermoascaceae. Bases 257 to 2197 code for a protein of 646 amino acids. Gene Ontology annotation, molecular function: protein binding.
GCUGUUGGACCAAUGACGGCCGACGCCAGCAACAUCAACUCCGCGGUUUCUGCUCAGCACGCCGACUAUCUAACCGCUGCACGCGGACGAACCUACAAGGCCCGAUCGCGCGGGUUACAGAGUUUCUGCCGAUUUUCAGUCGCAGAUCAGGAGUACGUGCUAAUGUGGUGAUAUUUUCUUGAUAUGUUUGCUGUCCUUCAAGCUCUUACUCCGAUCGAACAUUCGCGUUUGGGCAAUUUCUUGUGACGGUGUUGCGAUGGCCCUCUACGACGAGUCCGCCAGCGACUCGCAAUACGCCACGAGACCUGCAAGGCCAUAUGAAGGCGGGAUUGUAGGGCCACGGAGGCCAAGACCGGUCACCGAUUAUGGCUCAUCAAUGCUACAAUGGAUGCGCACGAGGCGCCCGCGAUACAAGGGAGCUCAUAGGAUGGAGGCCGAAAGGCCCAGCGCAAGCUACGUAGUGGAUAUGGUACCCCCCUUGGCUCGAAUCCACUCGCCUGCGGACACGAUCCCCGUUCGACAUCUACAUCAAUCAAUUGGAAAGUCAAAAAAGCCCAUUACUGUUGUGAGAUGGACACCGGAGGGUAGGCGGUUAUUGACAGGUGGACAUACUGGAGAAUUCAUGUUAUGGAACGGCACCGCGUUCAAUUUCGAAACCGUCAUGGAUGCACACUAUGACCAGUACCAAGCAGGUGUUACUUCAGCGGCAUGGUCUCAUAGUCAUGACUGGCUUAUUUCCGGAGGGCAGAAGGGUGAUGUGAAAUAUUGGCGUCCCAAUUUCAACAACGUUGAGACCGUGGAUGACGCCCACCAUGACGCCGUUCGUGACCUGUCAUGGAGUCCCAGCGAUACCAAGUUCCUCUCGGCUUCCGACGACACGACUUUGAAGAUCUUCGACUUUACGGCACGCAUGUGUGAUACUGUGCUCACCGGUCACAAUUGGGACGUCAAAUCUUGCGAUUGGCACCCGACAAAAGGUCUACUCGUCUCAGGAUCCAAAGAUCACCAGGUUAAAUUCUGGGAUCCUCGCACUGGACGAUGUUUAACAACACUACACAGUCACAAAAACACCGUGACUACAACGAGGUUUUCGAGAGUGAACAACAACCUCCUAGCUACGUCGUCGAGAGAUCAGACCGCGAGGAUAUUCGAUCUCAGGAUGAUGCGAGACAUCUGUAUCCUCAGAGGCCAUGAAAAGCCCAUUUCAUCGUUGACAUGGCACCCCGUCCACAGCUCUUUGGUAUCGACGGGGAGCGAAGAUGGCUCGCUAUACCACUAUCUUCUGGACGAACCAAAUGUACCAGCCGGACACGUCCCUACGCUUGCACCAUGGGACAGCCCCGAUCCGCAGAAUUGUCCAGCACAGGUUAUCUAUCCAGCUCAUCGUAUCCAAUACGCGCACGGUUCUACGAUCUGGUCAUUAGAUUGGCACCCUCUGGGUCAUAUCUUGGCCUCCGGUUCAAAAGAUAAUUUCACUCGAUUCUGGUCUCGAGCUAGACCAGGAGAGACAACAUACAUGAAGGAUAGAUUCCACAUCGGGGAGGAGGCGGCUGAGGCACAAGGCACCUGGAGCAGAGGGGUUGGAAGACGGCAAAUGCGUGAAGAAGAAGAGCAGGAGUUGCAGGACGAAGCGGAAGGUCUUGUCGACCAGAAGCCUGCAGCACCAUCUCUGCUACCUGGUAUACAAGGUGCCCCUCCCGGCCUUUCUUUCACAGACGGCUCUGGCGUACCGGGCUUAAUCCCAGGCAUUGGCGGAGCGCAGCCACCACCCCCGCCAUCGCAGGGCCUGCCUAUGUCCAUGCCUCAAAUGGACCCAUCUCAUCUGGCGUCGAUGCUGGCCAACGGCGUUCCACCACAGAACAAAGGUCAGAACCCGCAGAAUUUCGGUAUUCCCGGCUUUUCGAUGCCACCACAAUUUCCCCCCAUGCCAGCGAACCUCAACCUUGCCGAAUUGCAGAAACAACUUCUCUCUCAAGGUAUUCAAUUACCUCAGCAUUUCCCGCCUCCAAACCUUCCCCCCAACAACGGUGCCGCGGGACCUCCCAUGGCAGGAGGCAUUCCUGGUUUGCAAAGUGGCUUUGCCGACAACGGAUCUAACGAAGAUGCUUUCGGUAUUCGCAAGAGGGGUCCACUCCCUAGCCAGUAUGAUAGUCUGAAGGAGGAACAAAGGAGAGGAAACUGGCGUACUGCGAGAUAAUCUUUCUGGGCUUGUAAUAAAUGGGGGUUGUUGGGCGCACUGUGUCGAAGGUAUUAUGUCCAAAAUGCGGCGUUGGGUUCUCGUUUAU